CAAGUAAGUAGAGAGAAGGCACGGGACUGAGAGAGCAUCAGGUUCCUGGCCACAGUGAGGCGCGCGCCGGGGCUGAAGCCGCUGCUGCUCAUCAACGCCUUCAACAUGCUGCAGAUCCUAUCCGGCAGCUACGUCGUCAUCUUCUACGCCGUCGACAUCGUGAAGGACUCGGGCGGCUCUAUGAACCCUCAAAUGGCAGCAAACGUAAGUGCCUUAGUAAGGUUGGGCGUGACGGUGGUGGCGUGCAUCAUGCUGCUGAAGAUGACGCGGCGCGCGCUGGUCAUGAUCUCAGGAGUGGGGACGGCCUUCUGUACCCUGGUGCUGGCCUUCAUGCUGACCCAGGGUCGCGGCUCCGGCUGGCUGCCGCCAGCGCUCAUCCUCGGCUACGUCGGGUUCAACACCCUCGGCUUCUUCCUCCUCCCCGGACUCAUGAUCGGCGAACUCCUCCCCACAAAAGUCCGCGGCCUCUGCGGCGGCUACAUAUUCUGCCUAUUUAACACCGUCCUCUUCGGAUUCACCAAACUCUACCCCAUCAUGAAAAACGCCAUCGGAAUGGCUGGAGUCUUCGGCUUAUUCGGCGCAUCAUCCGCCCUCGCCACUAUCGUCCUGUACUUAAUGUUACCAGAAACUAAAGGAAAAUCUCUCCUACAAAUUGAACAGUAUUACCAGAAAUCCAACAUCAUGUGGGUGACGCGGAAGAAAAACGGUGACAGCGACGCCGUUUGAAACGAUUAGUAUAGUAAUUGUUAUAUUGUUGUCUAUGUUAUUUAUACGCACGAU
This is a messenger RNA of Ostrinia nubilalis (European corn borer), 780 nucleotides long. Its product is annotated as facilitated trehalose transporter Tret1-like. Lineage: Eukaryota; Metazoa; Arthropoda; Insecta; Lepidoptera; Crambidae. The record is from RefSeq and is a predicted model, not a curated record. Bases 106 to 726 code for a protein of 206 amino acids. The transcript has 2 exons. Gene Ontology annotation, molecular function: transmembrane transporter activity. Gene Ontology annotation, cellular component: membrane. Gene Ontology annotation, biological process: transmembrane transport.